Molecule: messenger RNA, 925 nt
Organism: Sphaeroforma arctica JP610
Lineage: Eukaryota; Ichthyosporea; Ichthyophonida
Exons: 3
Coding region: 64-723 (219 amino acids)
Source: RefSeq, a predicted model, not a curated record
UAGAUUGUGAUGUUCCUGUAGUCCAAUUGAAUAUGUAUUUCGAGACAGAGCAAUACUUCCAGCAUGCCAAUGAAUCUGUGCAAUGUUUCUCUCAACCUCCAGCCGAGCCCACCCAACAUCACGGCGAUGCUCCAGAUAGCUAAAGGCGAUAAUCUGUACGCGCUUAUUGAAGACGCAAGGACAACCCUCAAAGGCGCGCCAGCGACAGGGAAAGACCGUAUGGCUAAUGAAAUGUUGAAAGCAAUCUACCAGAACGGUCGGAGCUCCGAACGGCUGUUCGAAGGAAUCCGCUGCAUGAUUGAGUUGGGCAUUGAAUUCCGCUUCUACCAUCUGAACGGCAUCGCAAUGUUCAUCAAACACAACGACCGCAAAGCGCGGCCCGACCACGACUUCAUCCCGAACCUAAUCGCGGUGAUGAAGGAGGCGCCUCCGACCGAGCUUGUCGACAAAAAGAUAGCUAACUGGCAAUUGACUCACAAACGUGCUCUAAGCCGAGAUAGAGCUGAAAAUGAAGCUAUCCGUAAAGCGAACGCGUUAGCUGAGGCUAAUAUGAAAGCGAGGGAUCGGUUUGUUGAAAAGACAGCGCGGGUUAGUACUAGCGUGUUACCGGAUGCUUCUGCGAGCGAAGGCCAGGAUAGUCGUGCAGGGGUGAGCGAGGGGGUCGAAGGUACCACGAGGCCCAAACGAUCAAGGGAGGUUAAGGUUAUCCAUUGGGAGAUAUAAAUAUAGUAAUUUUUUUUGUUUAGUUCAAUAUACAGACCGGGGUAGAAUUAGUACUAGAGUAGUGCUGGAGCUUUUUAGUGCGAGGGUCACGAUAGUGGUGAGGCUGAGGUGUGCAUGAGGGGUUAUGGUACCAAGCUAGCCGAGACAUGAAAGUAGGCGAAGGUCGUACGUGAAGAAAAAUAAAAGAUCAUAAAAGCUCGAC